AUGGAGCACUGUUCAGGCCGAAAUACCAUCGGGAGCCGUACGCGGCACUCGAGUCAACCGCAGCUGCUGGGAAGAAUCUUCCGCGAAGGCCAUCGUCCUGGUUGGGAGGCGGGAAUCGAGGCUUCUCGAAACGAAACGCGACCUAGAGGCAACCUUUGGGAAGCAAGGGAACACAAGAACACAACUUCUUCCGUGUCAACAUAUUCCACGGAUAUAACGGAUGUUGCCUCGGUGCAUGCGACCUUCAAAAGCAUCGCGGACAAGUUUCGAGCGGUCGAUGUCCUCAUAAAUAAUGCCGGUUACCUGCCAGAUUUAGCGCGAUUUGAUCAAUCGGACUUUGACGAUUGGUGGUCGGCCUUCGAAGUCAACGUAAAGGGACCGGCAAGUACUGUCCGAUCAUUCCUUCAAAUCGCCUCUCCGGGUGCAACUUUGAUUAAUAUCACAUCAAAUCUUACGGGACAUCCGCAUACACGGCUUCAAAAAUAG
This is a messenger RNA of Coccidioides posadasii C735 delta SOWgp, 486 nucleotides long. The record is from RefSeq and is a predicted model, not a curated record. Lineage: Eukaryota; Fungi; Ascomycota; Eurotiomycetes; Onygenales; Onygenaceae.